AUGGCGUUUGCGCUGGACAAGCUGGGCUUCCGCCACCUGUUCGGCCAGAGCCCCGUGGAGCCCGUGCAGCCCAACGUGGCGUUCGACAUCGCCAGCCUGGUGCUGUACGGCUGCCAGGCGCUGCCCAUCCGCCUCAAGAUCCUGCUGGACCGCCUCUUCUCCGUGCUGCAGCGCGACGAGGUGCUGCAGGUGCUGCACGGCUUCGGCUGGACGCACGAGGACUACGCGCGCGGCUACAUUCUGCAGUACGCGGACAAGCGUGAAUAA
Messenger RNA from Gryllus bimaculatus (two-spotted cricket), 267 nucleotides. NCBI's taxonomy places the organism in Eukaryota, Metazoa, Arthropoda, Insecta, Orthoptera, Gryllidae. The record is from the annotation of a GenBank genome assembly.